Molecule: messenger RNA, 2185 nt
Organism: Oncorhynchus keta (chum salmon)
Lineage: Eukaryota; Metazoa; Chordata; Actinopteri; Salmoniformes; Salmonidae
Product: Na(+)/H(+) exchange regulatory cofactor NHE-RF3-like
Exons: 12
Coding region: 164-2005 (613 amino acids)
Biological process (GO): protein localization to plasma membrane
Cellular component (GO): apical plasma membrane
Molecular function (GO): signaling receptor binding; protein-membrane adaptor activity
Source: RefSeq, a predicted model, not a curated record
GGCAGGUGAACGAGGACGAGAUUGGAGAGACUGAGCAUACAGUGGAGCAGGAGGUUUACCGGAAUAAAGGAACUGAAGAUUUCAACAAGGAGUGAACCCCAAAGACCAAGAGUGGAGGCCCUUCCACUGAUGGAUGUGACUCUAUUCCAUAACGGUUGGCGCGAUGCACGAUUCACUCCCGCUCCUGUAUGACAAGAAACCUCAGUCAUGUCAUGACGAAAAUUGUCUCAUGGCCCUGCAUGGCUCCUGUCCUAUCCGAUGCCCCUCACAUCAAUCUGUUCAAACACAGCUCCAGGCCCCUGCAGGAGGCAGAGAUCAGCUGGGGGAACCCUCUCAAACCUCUGUUACAUGGACCCAGAUUACCAGCAUCAAGGACAUGGCUGGGUACAAGCCCAGGGUGAUAGUUCUGAGUAAGAAGCCAGGUCAUAGCUUUGGCUUCUUCCUGAGGGUGGAGAAAGGCGAGGAUGGUCACCUGAUCAGGAACCUUGAGAUGGGCGGGCCGUCCGAGCUGGCGGGUUUGAAGGAUGGAGACCGCAUUCUCCGGGUCAACGGAACCUAUGUGGAUGAAAUGGACCACUCACGGGUGGUGGACCUGGUGAAGGAGAGUGGUGCAUCCGUCACCUUCCAUGUUCUGGAUGUGGCAUCCUACAAGCAGGCCAAGACUGAGGGGGUGGAUCUUUCUGACCCUCACCCCAAACCCACCCAGCCCACCAUGAAUAGAGUUGCAGGAGAGGCACCCAAACCUAAACUCUGCUACCUGGCCAAGUCCAGCGGGGGUUACGGCUUCUCUUUGCGCUCUGUCAACGGUGAGGUGGGCAUGUUCAUGGCAGAGGUAAACCCAGGGGGUGCGGCCGAGAGGGCAGGGGUCAAGGCCAACGACCGUCUGAUAGAGGUCAACGGGGAGAAUAUGGAGAACGCCACUCAUGACCAGAUAGUAGAGAAGGUCAAGGCAUCAGGCAGCAGAAUCAUGUUUCUAUUGGUGGACGAGGACACAGACAAGUUCUACAAGAACAAACGCAUCAAGCUUGGUGCGGGGCUAGCCACAGUGAAGUUCCUCCCACUGAAGCCACGCAUUGUAGACUUGUUCAAAGGAUCAGAUGGCUAUGGAUACUUCCUAAAGGCUGAGCCUAACAAGACAGGCCAUUUCAUCAAGGACAUUGACAGGGGCAGCCCAGCUGAUAGGGCGGGACUAAAGGAGAUGGACAGGCUGGUUGCCGUGGAGGGAGAGGAAGUGGACAGCUCCAGCCAUGAGCAGGUGGUGGACAGGAUCAGGCAAUGUGGCAACAAGUGCUGCCUCCUGGUGGUCGAUGAAGACACGGACACGCUCUACAAGAUGGGAGGCGUGUCUCCUCUUUUCUACUUGGAAGAGAUGGGAUUCCUCCUUCCAGCGAGCCCUCCGCCCAGCUACCCAGAGUGCAUCCCGGCCCUUGUCCCAGCCACCACAGCGCUACUCAAGCUGUGUAAGAUGGAGAAGACCUCCGCUGGGUACGGCUUCCACCUCAACAGUAUCCAGGGGGUCUGUGGCCUGUACAUCAAUGAGGUGGUGAAGGGCGGAGCUGCAGACAGGGUGGGUAUGGAGGACGAUGACAUUGUGGUGGAGGUGGACGGUGUAAACGUGGAGCAGAGCAGUCACCAGCAAGUGGUGGGGUUGAUCCGUAACAGCGGCAGCUCACUGGUGCUCCUAGUGGCUGGGAAGCAGGCCUACGACCACUUCAAAGCCAAAGGGGUGGCCAUCACACCCCAGCUCCUCACCCCCGCACCCACAGCCAGGUCCCCAUCCCCACCCCCCUCCCCCACAGCCAGGUCCCCAUCCCCAUCCCCACCCCCCUCCCCAGCCCAAAGACACACACCAGCCCAGAUAGACACGCCAGCCACUCUGGAGGAAGUCCGAGAGGAGGUGGAGGAGGAAGCUAAGCCAUACAUCCCACUGCCCCAGACACGAGAGAGAACUCCAUCUGUGUCUUCAGCAGCAUCAUCUUGCUCGAGUGUUGAUGAGAGACUCUGAGAAGUCACCAAUUAGAAACAACUUCCUGACUUUUUCUGUCUCCCGUCAACCUUUGUACUAUGCAGGAUAAUGUGGAUAUCUUGGCAUAAACUCUGAUCAAACUAAAUACAUUCCAAUGACAGUCUGUUUAAAGGUAUAAAUAGAAUUGAUUUAAAAUAGUAAUAAAUAUUUAUGCAUUUA